AUGCAGUCCCAUCUCACCAUCUCCAUCUCCAUUCACGCCGUGACAUCAAUCAUGCACGAAGCCAGUGCGACGCCAAUAGUCUCUCCGCUGUUUCGCGUAAUGUCGCUCCGCCUCGUCUCGCCCUGCCCCUUGCUGCCUGUCCUGUCAAAAAAGAGGCCGUUGUUCAAACACCGAGAAAUUGGUGGGCAGGGUCAUUUCCACCAGGUGGAUCGGGAUUCAGGAUUCGAGAUAGACGACUUGACGAUAUACGACCCAUACGACCCAUACGACUCCAUAUCACCUCCGUAG
Molecule: messenger RNA, 288 nt
Organism: Diaporthe amygdali
Lineage: Eukaryota; Fungi; Ascomycota; Sordariomycetes; Diaporthales; Diaporthaceae
Exons: 1
Coding region: 1-288 (95 amino acids)
Source: RefSeq, a predicted model, not a curated record